AUGGAUACAUUUCACACUUUAAUAUUUGAUUCAUACCAACAAUUUGAUACAUUCUUAAAGAGAUAUGUAGAAAUUAACCAACCCAUUUCAAUAGAUUUUAAUAUAAUUUCAAAUUUAAUAAUAAAUAAUAUAAUAAUUAAAAUAAAACAACAACAAGAAAAUAAUAAUAAUAAUAAUAAUAAUAAUAAUUAUAAUAAUAAUAAUGAUGAUAAUAAUUUAUUAAAUUCCUUUGGAUUAUCAAGUUAUAUAGAAUUUUUAACAUGUUUAUUAUUUUUUAGUGGUGAUACACAAUUAUCAUUAAAAAUUAUAAAAGAGAAUUGCGAAUUUUUAAAAGAAUUAUUAGAAAUUGGUGAUUUGAAUCAUGGUAUACCAUUUGCUAUUGCAUUUUCAAAUAAUUGUAAAGAGAUAUUAGAACAACUUUUACAAAGUACAAAUAUCUCAUCAAAGGAAUUAUUAUUUGAUAAUGGUGAUAAUAAUAAUAAUAAAUAUAGUUUAAUAAUGACAGCAGCAUUAUAUGGUAAUUUAAAUUCAUUGGAUUAUUUAAUUGAAAUCACGGAAAAGAAUUGUUUAGGUUUUCGUAAUUCAAAUGGUGAUACACCAUUACAUUUCGCGGCAAUGAAUGGUGAUUGUGCAAUGAUUGAACGUUUAACAUAUCAUUAUGGUGAAGAUUUAUUAGUUUCAAAUAAUAAUGGUUUCAAUGUUUUCACUUGCGCUGCUUUUCAUAAUCAAUAUGAAUGUAUUCAAUUUCUAUGUACAUUAAUUGAUAAUAAAAAGUAUACCACUACUGCCACCACCACCACAUAUAAAAAGAAAAAAGAGAUAUUAGAACAUAAGAAUAAAGAUGGUGAAACUUGUUUAUUCAUUGCUGCAAAAUUAGGUUUCGAUAAAUCUGUAAAAGUAUUAUUAGAUAAUGGUGCUGAAAUUAAUACAUUAAAUAAAAAAUUACAAUCACCAUUAGAUUUUGUUAAGAAAAUGAUAACUCAAUUUAAUAGCAAUAGCAAUAAUGAUAUAUCAUCUGAUUUACAAUUACAAAUAAAAUUACAAACAUUAAAAUCAAAAUUAUCACAAAUGACAUAUAUUUCACAAUUAUUACCAACACAAUUUAGAGAUCAAACUUUAUUUGCAUAUCCAAAUUUUAAAAAUGUUAUUAGAUCAUUAAAAUCUUUUACAACUGUUCAACAAUUAUUUCAAAAUGAAACUUUAAAAAAAGAAAAAGAAAUUGAAAAAAAUUUACAGGAAUUAUUAUUAAAUGAAAAGAAAUUAAAAUUAAAAAAUAAUAAACAAAAACAAAAACAGCAUCAACAACAACAAAAACAUGAUUCAACAAAGAAAAAAACUACAACUGAAAUUAUAAAUCAAAAUAAAGAACAACUUAAAAAUAAUAAUAAUAGUGACGAGUUUGAAAAUCAAAUUAAUAAUAAUUUAUUAAAUAUAAAGAUGGAUUCAUCUACUACUUCAUCUACAACCACCACCACCAACACCAACACCAACACCAACACCAACACCAACACCAACACCAACACCAACACCAACACCAACACCAACACCAACACCAACACCAACACCAACACCAACACCAACACCAACACCACUACCACAAAAGAACCUAUAAAUCAUAUUAUCAAAGAAAAAAUAGAAUCAAAAGAUGAAACUCUCUUUAAAACAACAAAUGUAGAUACAACUCCAAUAAUAAACCCAUCAAUGGUUGAAUCACAACCUCAACCACAACAACCACAACAACAACAGCAAAGACAACAAAUUGAAAAAAAUAAAAAUAAUUUUCAAAAAUCAUAUAAAGAAGAGUAUACAGAGUUGGCAAAUAUUUACUUGGAUCAAUCACUAAAAUAUAAAGAAUUGGUAAUAAGAUUGAAUGAAAUUGAAAAUUAUUUUUCAAAAUUUAAUGAAUCACUCUAUGAUAAGAAUAGGAAAGCAGAAGCGUUAGGUUUAGGAGUUGCUGAAAUACUUGGCAUGGGUUUGGAGUAUCUCAGUGCCAGUCAAUUACAAAUUUUAGAAGGAAUUCAUAAAGAUUCAAUGGAUGAAAUUAUUAAGUAUAAAAAUAAACUUGGUGAUAAAUAA
Dictyostelium discoideum AX4 is the source of this 2076-nucleotide messenger RNA. RefSeq names its product ankyrin repeat-containing protein. The coding region runs from base 1 to 2076 and encodes 691 amino acids. NCBI's taxonomy places the organism in Eukaryota, Evosea, Eumycetozoa, Dictyosteliales, Dictyosteliaceae. The transcript has a single exon. The record is from RefSeq and is a predicted model, not a curated record.